AGAGUGUUCAUCAGUACAGCAGGGAGCAUGAGGGCGGGAGGUCGUGGAGUGUCCUCUUGUGCGCUAUGGGUGUUGGCGUCUGCGGCUGGGACCAUCUUGGCAUCAUGGGCAACAGCAACGAUACACCCCCACCAGGAACUCCAUGACGUACUGAUUCACUUGGAGGAGACGCUGCAGAAGACUGAGGGCUGUGAGGGGAGGCUGGAAAAACUGUGGGAAGCUGUAAGUCUCCGGUCUCAAAUGCUGGGGGACCUGAAAGACACCAUCUUGAAGAGGAUGGAUCAAGUGGCUUCGAUAAGGCGAACUGUCUCCCCCAAGAUCGAAGAGUGUGAGGAGCCCUUCACUACAAUAGAAGGGAGCUGCUACCAUGUGUACAGUGAAAAGCUGUGGCCAUGGUGGAGGUCCAGGAUCUUCUGCUGGAUGCUGGGAGGCGACCUGGCCCACCCUGACAACUUUUACGCCCUCAGGGAUUACCUACAUAAACAAAUGGGCAGUAAGUUCUGGCUUGGGGCUAGGACGGAGGCAGGCCUGGAGUUUCCGGAGUGGAGGUGGGUGGACGGAGAGAGGAUGGCGAGCUACGAUUCCAACUUCACCUCUUUGCCUAGGUCUCAUAAGGACGCCAACUGCGUGUUGCUUGACGCUGAUGAUGGAUAUCAGCUGAGGGCUGGUCACUGUGAUCACUUGAAGGGUUUCGCCGUCUGUGAGAUGAAAACACUCUCAUCAUCUUCAUAAGGUAGAAACAGCGAUCCUAUGUUAGCGCCAAGUUACUCCUCCUAGUCUCCACCUCACGCUCUGGCCUCGGGCACCACAAUGGAUGAUUCAGUUGGCCACCAGGAUCCUGAUUCUCAAAGAUUUGUUGCUUAGUUCAAACUCUUAAGUGGGAAUAAGGCAACGUAUCCAGUUAUGGUUGUCUCUAUAUAAUUUUGACGCUACCUUGAUGACCUCAAAUUGUAUCAUAGCUUCAAGUGAGCCACUUAGAUGCGUUCUCUCAUCUCCACUUAUGAGAAAAGAUAAAGCAAACGAAGCUUUCAGAAUCGGAACACUGCAUGGACGUCGGCCCUAGGAUGAUGAACGUCUUCCCACAGCUGUGACUGAGUCUGCUGGUAACACACAGGAAAGAUGUUGUUUGUCAGGAAAAAAGUUAGUCUGUGAAGACAGUAGGCAUUUUGCGAGAUAAAGAGGGCUUGUGAGGGAAGGAAGAGGUAUGCUAGGGGAAAGGGUCUGUGAGGGGAGACAGGGAGGUUUCUGGUCUUUACUGUGAGACGCAUCAUUUAGCCACAUAACUAACCUGAAGUGUAAUAAUAAAAGAAUAAAUAAUCACAAAAAAA
This is a messenger RNA of Homarus americanus (American lobster), 1328 nucleotides long. RefSeq lists its product as uncharacterized. The transcript is spliced from 4 exons. NCBI's taxonomy places the organism in Eukaryota, Metazoa, Arthropoda, Malacostraca, Decapoda, Nephropidae. The record is from RefSeq and is a predicted model, not a curated record. The coding region runs from base 28 to 732 and encodes 234 amino acids.